Messenger RNA from Solanum dulcamara, 1550 nucleotides. RefSeq lists its product as uncharacterized. The transcript has a single exon. NCBI's taxonomy places the organism in Eukaryota, Viridiplantae, Streptophyta, Magnoliopsida, Solanales, Solanaceae. Bases 129 to 1214 code for a protein of 361 amino acids. The record is from RefSeq and is a predicted model, not a curated record.
ACUCAUUUAUUUAUUCUUUCUUUAUCUUCCUCUCUUUUUCUUUCCUCGUAAGAAACAGAAAGGAAAAAAAAGCUCAAAAGCAUAUAAAGAAAGAGUCUUUUUUUGUUCUCUCUGGAAGAAAGUAGAGAAUGGAAGAGCCUGAAAGACUUACUUCAUGCAACGGUGGAAGAAGGAAAAUUAGCUCCGACUCUAUCCAUUCACCCGAAUUUGAGUUUUGGAUGGUCCGAAACCCAUCAAACCCUCAGCCCAAUCAGCUCUCUGCCGAUGAGCUCUUCUCCGAUGGCGUCCUUCUCCCUUUAGACCUUCUUCAAAAUGACCCAAAUGCUUUUUCGAAUAAAGCUGAGCCUGAACCGUCCGGGUCGGGCCGACGCGAAACUGAAUCUGGGGUCGAGCCUUCUGCUGCUAUAGUCAACUCGUCGGCAGGUGGAGGUUCUUUCACGUCGUCGAAGCGUUGGAAAGAUAUUUUCAAGAAAACAGAGAAGAAAGAGUCAGGGGGGAGUAGUAAUGAGAAUUGUAGAGAGAAGAAAAAGGAGAAGGAGAAGGAGAAGAGGAAAGAGAAGAAACUUGUUGGGGGAAGCAAUGGGGUGAGUGGGGCUGAGCUGAAUAUUAAUAUUUGGCCAUUUUCGAGGAGUAGAUCCGCCGGAAACGGAGGAAGUAGGCCUCGGGUUACGGGUGGAUCCGGAUUAGCGACCCGAAAGGUAAGUAGUGCUCCGUGUUCCCGGAGCAACUCCGCCGGUGAAUCCAAGUCACGGAAAUGGCCCAGUAGUCCCAGCCGUGGUGGGGUUCAUUUGGGCCGGAGCAGCCCAGUUUGGCAGGUACGACGGAACGUAAACCCAGGAUCCGGAAGCCGGAGCUCCGAUAACCUCGUGAAAACUACUGAAAAAGCACUCAAAAAAGAAGACCCCCAGAAAGAAAGCAGCACCAAAAAGGUAGUUAAAAAAGGCGGCGUUGAAGUUCGCCGGAAACUGUCGUCAACAGCGGCCGGCGGUGGACCUAAAACUAGAGUCUUAAACUUGAAUGUUCCUAUGUGCAUUGGCUACAGGAAUCAGUUAGGUUGCAGAAGUGAUGAAAAUAGUGCCAUUAAUAUUGCCGCCGCCGCCACCGCCACCGAAGUUGGUGGUGAUCAGAGUGGUAGCAGCACGGUGACCGGUGAAGGAGUACGCGGCAGUAACUUAUUUAAUAUCAAAAGCCUAUUUACAAAGAAAGUCUAUUAAUUUAGUAGUGGCAAAUCCAAAGUAAUUACACACAUUUUGAAUAUGUUAGUGUAUCUAUCGUUAUCCUUCUCUAUAUUCUCCUAUGUAACUUUUUCAUUAUUCUCAGAAACUUUUUGGUAAUGUAAAGUCCUAACUUUUGACGUUUGCAACUCUGCAUUUGUGUAGUAUUUGGACCUCAGUUUGGUCAACUUACUGCACUCUUGCUAUUGAAGUUGAAGUGCUUGUAUAAUUUUGCCUACUUAGUAGUAUUUAUUUGUUCUGUUAAACUCUAUAUUGUCAAUUUUUUGACAGUUCAAUUGUGUUAAUUUACUAUGUUACAUUAAUUCUUCAUCCUUA